Molecule: messenger RNA, 1782 nt
Organism: Nematocida homosporus
Lineage: Eukaryota; Fungi; Microsporidia
Product: tRNA (cytosine34-C5)-methyltransferase
Exons: 1
Coding region: 1-1782 (593 amino acids)
Biological process (GO): RNA methylation
Molecular function (GO): methyltransferase activity
Source: RefSeq, a predicted model, not a curated record
AUGCAAAGAGAGAGUAGCGGUCGUAAAGAGUUGAGGCGUAAAGAAGGCGCAGAGCGGCUUUUAGAAUACUAUACGGGAAUCUUGGGUGAGUGCGGUGCUGUGAUUGAGAAGUUGAAAGAACCGUUGCCAAUCACUUUUAGAGUGAUUCCUGGGCCAUGGGGAGAUAUUAUUAGUGCUGAGGCCGAAAGAAAUCGAUUGGUUCGAAGACUACCUUGGGGAGAGAGGAUCUAUGAAGUUUGCUUAUCUAGAAAAGACUUAACCGGUAAGGGGAUUCGCACUAACCAGCAUAGUUUAGAUAAAGAUGACUUGAUGCAAAUUAGUCAGUUUCUUAGAACGUUCUGUGAAAGCUCGUUGAUCACUCGGCAAGAGGCAGUUUCAAUGAUUCCUGUUUAUGCCUUGGAGAUAGAGCCAAACUCAAUCGUUUUGGAUAUGUGCGCAUCGCCUGGUUCUAAAUCAUCUCAAAUCUUGGAGUCGCUAGGACCAGAUGGAGUGGCUCUUUGCAAUGACGUGAACACACGACGAGUCGACCAGCUAAUCAAGCAAACCAAACGAUUUGGGCACCCCGGGCUCCUUGUGUCGUGCAACGAUGCUACCAUGUACCCUCACCCCGGAGUUGUGCCCAAUAGAGUACUAUGCGAUGUGCCCUGUUCAGGAGACGGCACACUCAGAAAGAAUCCCCAUAUCUUUGAGACGUGGUCGUCUAAAGAGGCUUUAGGUCUUUUCAAAGUUCAGAAGAAGAUUAUCAGACGGGGCUUCGAUUUAUUAGCCGAAAACGGCAUUCUUGUUUACUCGACUUGCUCCUUGAACCCGAUCGAAAAUGAACUAGUUAUCAUGAGUCUGCUUGCCGAACGGCCUCAGGCCAAAAUCGUCCCAUUUGAUAUUGAAGGUCUGAUUGCCCGUGACGGUCUCUCUGAAUCGGCUAUCCGAGCCGCCAUUACUCUAUCAGCUGGUGACCAAGAAAUGCAAACUCUCCCCUACCACCCCAGCAUUAAGAACUGCCGAAGAGUCCUUCCUAACGAUCAAAACACCGGCGGAUUCUUUAUCACCAAAAUCCGAAAGCAGCCAGCACCAACCACUACUACCACAACAAACUCCCUAGCCAAUGCAACCACUACAUUGCCUACCACUACAUUGCCUACCACUCCACAGUCCCCCAUUAACCCAGCCACCGCCUCGACUACUCCAAUUAGAGGAGAAAAGAGCAUCGAAGAGUCUUACCUCUUUAUGGUUGAUGCGGCCAAAAGAGAAGAGAUAGAAGGGCAGUGGGGAGCAGUUGAUACCAAUUUAGUUGCCAAAACGGACAAAUACAAGAAUGUUUAUGCUCUUAACUCCGUCGGUAUGAACAUUGCCCAGCGAGCUCCCGGCGCUCUGCGUCUUGUCUUUGCGGGUACUCGUGUCUUCUCCCUCUUUUGGAAGACCAAAGACAACCAAGAAGAAGGAAAAUGGCGAAUGACCUGUGAAGGAAUUGCCGCAAUUGCCCCGCGAACCACUCGGGUCUUCCACACCUCCUAUCGCAACAUCCUCUCGGUUUUAGAAGCGGAUCAAGAGCUCCCUGAAAUCACAAAUCAGUUCGGAUUGUUUCUGUUAGUUGCUAAGCCUUCCAACCCCAGUUCAAAUCCAAUAGUUACAGUUCCAGUAGCCAUUAAAGGAUCGCAUGUGGAGGUUCUUAUUGAGAAGAUUCAAAGACGAACCCUCACCGCCGCCCUCAGGCUCCUUCUCAAAUAUGAUGGCAACCAGCAAGAUGCCGCGCAAGUACCCGCUGCCGCCAAAACAUCUAUAUAA